Molecule: messenger RNA, 576 nt
Organism: Rhizophagus irregularis DAOM 181602=DAOM 197198
Lineage: Eukaryota; Fungi; Glomeromycota; Glomeromycetes; Glomerales; Glomeraceae
Source: RefSeq, a predicted model, not a curated record
AUUUUUUUUCUUAUAAAAACCUCUGAAAUUUCCCUACACCAGAAAAAAUAUUCACAAUUCUAACAUCAAUUUAAUAAAUUAUAAAUUCAUAAAUACGUUACGUUACUCAAGAUAAAGUUAUGAAUAAUAAUAAUACUUCACAAAAUAAUUUUCGUAAUCAUAUUUACGACAAUACUAAUCUAUCGCAAAUAGAGAAUAAAACAUUUACAUCAGUCGCGCAUAGCAAUAACGUUACGAUUUCUGAUCAACAACUCAUGCCCAAUGUCACUUCAAACAACAACUAUGCUAACUAUGCUAACUCCGCUAUUUCUCCCGAUCAUAAUCAUCGACAAUAUGACGCAUCAAACAAUAUUCCUCGUCAUAACUGUCAACCAUCUAUGACCAAUAACUCAUCGCUUCCGCAAUUCUAUCCACAGUAUAUUAAUCAAAAUCCACAAAAUCCGCCUCAAUCCAAUACCAUUCUUUCGCUUAAUUCACUUAACAUAACUAUUAAUUCGCCUCAAAUUAACAUUUUUAUUAUUCCAGCAACCAAUCCAGAUAUUAAUAUUAGACUUGAAUCAUUCAAUAACUAACUCG